AUGGAAAAAUGUAGAGAUUAUAUAAAAUUUUUUAAAUUUUUUAAAAUAGGAAUGGAAGUUCUUGCUGACGGGUUAAAUGGAGUUACCCUGAGAGAUCAUUCCUUCGUCAGUGACCAUUGGUUUCUGGUGGCCCUGAGUAAGAAAACUCUACACAUAUACAAAUUCUACCCAAAAACAGCCACAAAUUCAGUGGAGAAGCUGGAGCUGUUCUGGGAAUCUUCCGAUAUUUCAAAGUCAUUUGUUAGCAAUAAAGGGAAUCUGGUCUGUAUAUUAAAAGAAUCUUCCAAUUCUAUUCAACUCACUGAACUCGAAACUUCCAAAGUUCUAAAAUCUCUCAAUCUACCAAAUGGUUCUGUAUUAAAAGAAGUGGUUUUCAGUCCUUUGGAUACAUUUUUAACAGUUUUAACGUCAUGGUCCGAGUCAAAUCCUAACAAUUUAGUGGUUUAUAACCUUAAAGAUCCCAAUUAUCCCGUGGUUCUAUCACUACCAUAUGAGAAAUCCUACAUUGUUAGCAGAUUCCCAACUUGGACUCAAGACGAAUCUUUUUGUAUUUUAAGGGUAAUGAAUGAAAUAAAAGUAUGGAAGGAUAAUGAUUUUUCAAAGUUAUUUGCGAGUUUUACAGUAAAUUUGAGCCCCGAUUCAACCCCAAAUGAUACAACUGACUCCGCAAAAAGUCCUACGACUAAUCCUUUACCAAGUGGAGCUACAAUUUCACUCUCACCUCCAAAUGAUAAGGGGGUUUGCUACAUAGGUAUCUUUGCGUCAAAUCAGGGCAAAUUCGACCGUGGAGUUUUAAGAAUUUACUCCACAAACCAACUUGAGAAACCGAUUUUUAAUAAAGAAUUCGACGCCAGUGAGGAAGGGGAACUCUUCUGGAAUAGUAAAGGCACCAGCGUACUCUUCAGAACCUUUGCUAACUCAGUCAAAGGUCUUUCAUCCUACUAUGGAGCUAACUCAUUAUACCUCAUUAACUUGAACAACUCGAAAUUUAAGACGAUAAGUACAGUGAACGAUGGUAUAAUUCAUGACAUUUCGUGGUCCCAAAAUGGGAAGGAUUUUUUACUCUUAAAAGGACCAAUGCCAGCAGAAAUUGAUUUGUAUGAUGGUGUGACUGGUUUGAAGACGUUAAGUUUUGGCAAGAAUAAUAGGAACACGGUGAAGAGAGACCCUUUUGACAGACUUGUUCUAAUGGGUGGAUUUGGCAAUUUGAGAGGCGAAAUUGAUAUCUGGGAUAUGAAAACCAAAAAAAAGAUUUCACAAUCCAAAUCUGAGUGUUCGGUGAGUUGUGAGUUCAGUCCUGAUGGAAUGUACUUUGUAACUGCUACAACAGUGCCUAGGAUGAGAGUUGACUGCUGUUUUAAGAUCUUUUCCUACAGUGGGAAGCUGGUUCAGAGGGUUGACUUUGAGGAGCUUUACCACGUGUACAUUAGGAACCCAAAGUUCAAAUUCCGACAAAGAGAUCCUUCACCGUCAGUUACUCUGGAAAACUCUACCACAUCAACUCGUCUUUACAGACCUCCUGGCGCACUCGCUGGACCAAAAAUCAUUAAACAAACGAAUAUUCCAGCCAACACUGCCGUGCCUGUUAUUAAUAAGCCUAAGCUGGUUGGACCGCCUGGUGCUGACGCGGCACUUUUAUCAGCAGCUUCCAAAAUCAAGAAAAAGAAUAAAAACAAAAAAUAAUCUCAUCCUAAC
This is a messenger RNA of Theileria parva strain Muguga, 1695 nucleotides long. RefSeq names its product Eukaryotic translation initiation factor eIF2A family protein (gene eif2a). The transcript is spliced from 12 exons. Gene Ontology annotation, molecular function: ribosome binding; protein binding; translation initiation factor activity. Gene Ontology annotation, cellular component: cytosolic small ribosomal subunit. Gene Ontology annotation, biological process: translational initiation. NCBI's taxonomy places the organism in Eukaryota, Apicomplexa, Aconoidasida, Piroplasmida, Theileriidae. The record is from RefSeq and is a predicted model, not a curated record. Bases 1 to 1683 code for a protein of 560 amino acids.